Strongylocentrotus purpuratus (purple sea urchin) is the source of this 669-nucleotide messenger RNA. RefSeq names its product intestinal-type alkaline phosphatase 1-like. Gene Ontology annotation, molecular function: alkaline phosphatase activity. Gene Ontology annotation, biological process: dephosphorylation. The record is from RefSeq and is a predicted model, not a curated record. The coding region runs from base 1 to 669 and encodes 222 amino acids. The transcript is spliced from 4 exons. NCBI's taxonomy places the organism in Eukaryota, Metazoa, Echinodermata, Echinoidea, Camarodonta, Strongylocentrotidae.
AUGACCGAGAAAGCUAUCAGAAUUCUGCAAAAAGAAGAAAAGGGAUUCUUUCUCGCUGUUGAAGGCGGACGAAUAGACCACGCCCAUCAUGCUGGUAACGCCUACAACGCCCUUGGAGACACUAUAGCAAUGUCAGACGCCGUUGCUAAGGCCUUGGAAAUAACGGAUGAUGGGGAUACGCUCAUCAUAGUUACAGCAGAUCACGCCCACACCAUGGGAAUUGCUGGAUACCCCGAUAGAGGGAACCCCGUUCUUGGGCUGUCUGGAUAUGAUGGAUCUGACAAACUACCUUACACUACGUUGGGUUAUUUGAAUGGUCCUGGUGGUGAUGCAGUCCGAGACAGCUACAUAAAUACGGGGAUGAGGACGAUUUUCAAUGACAGCAUCGAUACUGAGAAUCGAGACUACAAGCAAGAGGCCAUAGUCCCACUCUCCUCCGAGACCCACGGCGGUGACGAUGUCGCCAUCUACGCCAGUGGACCGAGGGCACAUCUUUUCCACGGAGUCCAAGAACAGAAUUACAUUGCUCACGUGAUGCGCAACGCUGGUUGCUAUGACGACACUGACAUAAUGAAUGCUUGUUUAAACUCAGCAUCAUCUGUCUUCCCAAGUAGAGUUCGUGUCUCGUUUAUGGUUCUUCUCUCUGCUAGAAUCACUUACUUCUUUUAA